Molecule: messenger RNA, 3585 nt
Organism: Seminavis robusta
Lineage: Eukaryota; Bacillariophyta; Bacillariophyceae; Naviculales; Naviculaceae
Source: the annotation of a GenBank genome assembly
AUGGUCCCUUCAUCAUCUGCAUCAAGGCUUUUGACCUCCCUUACCCUCCUCCUCCUCUUCCCCUGUCUUGUGACGAAGGUCUCUGUAUCUGCCGCGGAAGUGGAGGCAGUGAUUGCAGAGGAUGAACCCUCCGGAUACUGCUCCGCUUCGAUGGUGCGGGAGUACGAUGCUUCUGCACACGAACCCUCCUACACCAUCGGCGUGCUUGCCAUUCGAGGAGAGGACCAGGCGUACAAUGAGUGGAACACCACAUUUGGGAGCUACCUGACGGCAACGGCGGGGCGACGCUUCGAUCCACCGAUUCGAUUCUCCAUGAAGCCCUUGAGCCUGGGAAGUCUCUUUGAAGAGCACAGGCAAGUCGACUUUAUCUACGUCAAUCCGUCGGCAUUCUCCUGCAUUGCCUCGGAGCAUGGAGCCCAGAGUUUGGCCUCCCAGAUCUCGAGGCGCAAUGUGGAUGGCAAACAGUAUGAUCUAGUCAAAUUUGGAGGAGUCAUUGCAACCUUGGCAAACAGUACCGUAAACACACUCCAAGACCUCAAGGGCAAGAUUGUUGCAGCAGCUUCCAUUAGUGGCCUGGGAAGUGGCCAAAUGCAAUUUCGAGAGAUGCAAAAGGCAGGACUAAGCUACAUCAACGAUCCGAAGCAGCUUGUGUUCACCUCCAAUCAGGGAAAGGUGGUCAAGGGCCUUUUGUCGGGCCAAUUCGACGUUGGCUUUAUUCGAACCGACCAGUUGGAGCGCUUCUCUCAUAGUGACAAAGACUUGGAUACCUUCUUGAAAAGAUUCAAAAUCGUCAACCCACAACCCAACCUAACCCUCGAGGAUGGAAUGGUGUUCCCAUUCGAGUCAAGCACAAUGUUGUACCCUGAGUGGAAUGUGGCCUCUUUGAUGCAUGUGGAUGAGGAGGUGUCACGUGCCGUGCAGGAAUCACUCACUGCUCUAGCAGAACAUGCUUCCGUGGGACAGGCAUACAAUGACUGCCUCAAGGAAUACGGACCAGCCUUCUGUAGUGACUUGCCUUUUCCAGGUCAGUUUGCUCUAAAGACAAGAAGUGACACCACACUGGAGAUUGCUCAGUUGGCAUACACGGGCAUGGUCCAGGGAAAGUACGCGGGAUGGCGGACCACAUUGUCCUACAUGGAUCUACGAAGUAUGCAAGAAGGAACUGGAUUCCUUCGCCUUGAUGAAGAAUCUCACCAGUGGCGAUGCGUGCGAUCAAAAGAGCUCUACAAUGCAAUUACCUGUCCAGAUGGUUUCUUCCGCAAAACACCGCAGCAGGUGCAAGAAGGAUGCUCCGGCGCGGGUCUCGAGUGUCCAGAAGGAAUGCAAUGCGUCUGCCAACCUUGUUUGAAGGGUUUUGACGUCGAUGUGUAUCCAAUCACUUCUACAAACAAUGGUGUAAGCAAUGUAACCCAAGGAAUCGGCAACGGAUGUGCCAAGAUGAGUCUCUGUGGCGCCACCCUCCAACGAAAGCCCCUAAAGUUCCGGGCCUUCGACAACCUCAAGCGUGCUGAUCUCGAGAUAACCGUAUUGCUUCAUGAAGGCCAAACAUCUCGGGAAGUACCUGUUGUCAUCGAUUCUGCCGCGAACCAUACCUUUGAAUUUACUCUUGCAGCUGAUUUGGUUGGUGUAAUGACAUUGGAAGUCUUUGCAAAUGGACAACAGAUACCAGAAUCCCCUUUGCGAGUAUUGGUGGAGGACCGAGCCUGCGAAGAAGAGUUCGGUGAAGAGUUCGAGGCCACCAGUUCUGGAGAAUGUGUCUGCAAAGGGUCUCAUGUAACUUUGAAGAGUGGCUGCGUCGCCUACUCGAUACUGCUCCCAGCAAUCAUCGUUCCUAUUUGUGCGCUGAUUGUGGCUGCCUCGUAUUGGUAUGCGAUCAAGAAACAGAAGGAAGCGGAUGCUGUCUGGCGUGUCAACCCCAAGGACCUCGUGUUUGCGGAGCCUCGGGUUGUAUUGGGACAAGGCACCUUCGGACAGGUUCUCUUGGGAGAGUAUUUCGGCACCAAAGUUGCCAUCAAACGGGUCUUGCCGCCCAAGAAACGCGGGAAGACAUCGGGGAAUGCAAGUGGUGCUCGUAUUUGUUGGGAGGGCCAAGACGUCGAAACUGGCAAGCCGCAGAGCAACCCAGUUAACGUUGGUAUGGCAUCGGCCGACUCGGUGGUGAUGGAAUCGAUGACGGUGGAUAAAGAUAGAAAACUGGCUGACAAGAAUAUGAGAUCAUCCUUCGGAUUGAUUUCCGGUUAUCAAGUCGGCACUGAAGCCAAUAGGUACUUGCGAAGCGACGUGUACAAGGGCAGCCAAUUCACACCCAAGACCACAAGUCUACCUUUUUUGGGUGCUUCCACGGCGAAGCAUAACACGCUCAAGCAAGAUUUUAUCCAGGAAAUGCGUCUCCUCAGUUCUCUGAGGCACCCAUCCAUCACAACAGUGAUGGGGGCAGUCAUCGACCCAAAAUCGGAACCUAUGCUUGUUUUAGAAUACUUAUUGAUCACCAGCGGUUUCAGAGCAAAGGUCAGCGACUUUGGACUGAGUCAAAAGAAAAAGAAUGCCAAGGCGAUGGGAACGCCAUACUUCAUGGCUCCAGAGCUGUUGCGAGGCGAAGCCGAAGCUUCUCCUGCGACAGACAUUUACAGCGUAGGCAUCAUCCUGAACGAACUAUAUUCGAGAAAGGACCCUUAUGAAGGAGAAGAUUGCCACACCGUUUUGACCAAGGUUUGCGAUCCGAACAUCAGCUUACGCCCCCCCAUCCCACCUGGUUGUCCAAAAGAGAUCACACAGAUGAUGAAAUUAUGUUGGAGCGGAAACCCUACGAAAAGGCCAACUGCUGAAGCAUUGGAUGAGCGCUUGAAGCUUUUCGAUGUCGGCAACGUCCAACCAGGUUCCAUGCCACUAUCACACCACAUCCAGAAUCAGGAGCGCAAGACCAUAUCUAAUGAGGACUUCCUCUACAAAGUUUUCCCCCAAAAAAUUGCCGAUUCUCUCGUGCGAGGUGACAAAAUCGAACCAGAAUCCCAUGAUUGUGUCACCAUCUUCUUUUCCGACAUUGUUGGCUUCACUACGAUUUCUUCCACUUGUUCGCCUCUAAAAGUCUCUGAUAUGCUGGAUCGACUAUAUGUAGCCCUGGAUGCCUUGACGCAGAAGCACGAGCUGUUCAAGGUCGAAACCAUUGGCGACGCCUUUAUGGCCGUUUCAAAUCUGAUUGAGGACCAGUCUUGGGACCACGUGAAGCGAGUUGCUGAAUUUAGUUUGGAAGCCAUUGAAGCAGCUUCCAAGAUCUCUGUCGACUUGGAUGACACCUCCAAGGGUUUUGUAGAGAUUCGUUGUGGAUUCCACUCGGGUCCUGUGGUGUCCAAUGUAGUUGGCUCUCUUAAUCCAAGAUAUGGGUUGUUUGGAGACUCCGUCAACGUUGCCAGCCGGAUGGAGAGCACUUCCCAGCCUGGGCGAGUCAACUGUUCAGCGGAAGCAGCAGAGUUGCUUAUGAAGCAGGCCCCACAAAUCCCAUUGAGGAAGAGGGGUGAAAUUGAAAUCAAGGGGAAGGGGCUUAUGUCGACCUACUUUGUAGGAAGACGAGCGUCUGUCAAGGUGUAG